AUGGCCGAACAAACCACUCCCCAGUACGAGUUCAUGCGCUUGGAUACCAAGCCAAGCGGACAGCUUAGCUACAGCUUCACCCCUUCCACAGUUCCGGGAGACGCCAACCCAACACUCGUCGUCUUUGUCAACGGCAUGAUUGCCCCGCAAACUUCAUGGAUCAAGACCAUUUCGAAACUACAGGAACUGUCCCCACAGGGACUUCCAGCUAUCUUGACCUUUGAUCGCUUCGGACAGGGUCAGACUACUGAUCGUGACCCUAACGAUGAGGGAGCUGCUGACCCGCUGCAUGCACACGAUUCCAUGGAUGUUGUCCACGAUAUUCGUCAGCUCAUAACUCAAGUUUUGAAGAAUAAACUCAACAUCGAGGAUCCUGAUAGUACUCGGCUGUUUCUCAUCGGAAACUCUAUCGGCUGCGCUUUCAGUCGUCUCUACGCUGGUGAAUAUCCUGGCACAGUAUCAGCCAUUUUGUUUCUCGACAGCGUCUUGACUGACACGGACUUUGUCUCCGUCUUUCCCGAUCCAGACGCAAAAGACUUCAACCCGGAUGAUCUACCCUCAGGUGUUUCUGCCGAUAACAUCCGGGUUGCUCGAGAGGAAACCAGGAAGCGAUUCCAUCCAAGCAUCGGUUCCAAGGAGGGCCUCACACGCAAAAACCUGAAACAGCUUCUAUCCAAGGCCGACUCGCCUGCUCUGCCCAAGACAGACGGAAAAGAGCCUUAUGUGACUGUCUUGGGUCACGACUUUGACUACUUUGCCAAGAGAACCGGGACGGAUUUUAAUACUCCGCCUGAAGUUGUGAACGCUUAUAUGAAUCCCUACUGGCAUCAUUACAAUGAGGGAUUGGCUAAGCUUACGAUUAAGGAGAAUAGUGACGGGCCGAUGCAAGUGCCUGAUUCGGGCCAUUUCAUUCAGGUCGACAAUCCUGACUUUGUGGCUGGCAAGGCGCAUGAGAUCUUGCAGAAGCUAGCGAAGAAGUAG
Molecule: messenger RNA, 981 nt
Organism: Fusarium pseudograminearum CS3096
Lineage: Eukaryota; Fungi; Ascomycota; Sordariomycetes; Hypocreales; Nectriaceae
Exons: 1
Coding region: 1-981 (326 amino acids)
Source: RefSeq, a predicted model, not a curated record